AUGCGGGAUGCAAUUCUUUCUCGAGAUAGAGGGUCUGCGCCAACAGCCUCCACCCAAGGAUUAACCCAAUCGCGUCGGGACAGCACGGUUCAGUUGUCCAAGCGCUCAGGCAAACCUCCGCCAAACCACUUUGGGCCUGGGAUUCAACACAAGAACAAACAUAAAGUAAUCAGCACGACUGGAUUUCAUCCUGUCCCCGGAAAUACAGUAUUCAAGAUGGCAACUGGUGUGUACAGUGGACACGACAUCAACAAGGCUGGAGCAUCCCUCGUUCAGCAUAUUAAAAAUGCGCUUCCAUGGAGCUCGAAGAACUCCAAACUCGGUGGUACAGGAUAUCCAAAACCGCAAACAGGCUUCAAGAAGAAUGCGUCUGACAAUCCUUCGCCAGAGCAUCCGGAUAAGGUGGCCUACCACUUCCCGACCCAUCCUUCUAGCCUGUUCGGAAAACUGCACCACCCUAAGAGUCCUGGUCCAGAUCGGCUGAUUGGCCAUCGCAACACGAAAGACGGAAAACUGCAUCUUGCCGUAGCAUACCAUGACAAGUCCAAACCUAUUCCUUCAGCUCUGUCUGGGCACAAGCCAGCCAGGGAUCACCCUAUGAGUAUGGCACAUCCAGCUCCAGGUGGUUCAUGGGCCGUUAAAGGGGCCAAAAUAAUUCAGGGCAUGAAGAAGAUAUUGAGAUUCGGUAGACACUAA
Messenger RNA from Cyclocybe aegerita, 696 nucleotides. The record is from the annotation of a GenBank genome assembly. NCBI's taxonomy places the organism in Eukaryota, Fungi, Basidiomycota, Agaricomycetes, Agaricales, Hemipholiotaceae.